AGGCAGUGCACUGUGAUGUACUUAACCAACCCACACGCUCAUCAUACAUCAGGAAGGGAGUCAGCUGAUGGGGUGGCAUCUGGUUGUUGUCGAGGUGUUAACAUGGCGGCGAGCAGCAGCGGCGUAGAAUGGAGCCAGUUAUUGAAGCCUAUUUUAGCCGCUUCCUAUGGCUCUGUAAACAAACAAGAUCUCCCAGAACUUGUCAAAGCUAUACUGAAAAGUAAAGAAGAAAUUCUUCACCAUGAAGAACAGUACGAGGCUUUCUAUGUGUCACUAUGUGUGUUGGCAGCAGACUACCUUGCCAGCAAUGCCCACCAAUUGACUGUCGGAGGUGUGAGUCAGGCUGUGAAUGCAGCUAAGGUAUUACUUCAGUAUCUAGUGAGCCAUGUCGGCUCUCCACCCACUAAUGUCACCACUCCAGCACCCCACUCAUCCCCAUCCUCCUCUCCAACCACUGCCACCACUACCUCCUCAUCUGGUGGUGGUGGUCAGGCUGUCCCUCCACCCACGUCUAGCUCACCUGCUACCACACCACCAGCCACUACCUCCUCUACACAAACCACCACAAAUGGAACGACUUCCACCACAACCACUUCUACCACCACUACCACCACAACAGGCUCAGCAUCCACUACUCCAGCUGAGGGAGAGAAGGAGCGCAUGGUGUGUGUCCAUGACAAGCACCUGCUGGCAGGGAUCAAGGCACUGUGCCGAGGAUCGGGAGCUCUGCAUCGUGCUGAUCAGGCGGCCCUCACAGCAGCCAUGAAGGCAUCCAAGCUUCCUCCUCACAUCAAGACUGUUGCUCCAGGUACUCCUCCUCCUACAGGAGAGAAAGAUUCAUCAUCAAAAGAGGUGCGCAGGGGCCGCAGCGAUCCAAGUGCUAUCAUAUUGGAACAGUUAAUUUCACCAAUACAUGAUCUUGGAGGUUCUCGGCCACGUCCUCCCCACACCUCAUCCACACCUGCUGCCACAGACAAGGACACAGAUGGCCCACUAGCUAGUGUGUCAGACUCUGCUCUGGAUAUGAGGGUAGGUGUCUAAAACCAGGCCAGUACA
Molecule: messenger RNA, 1056 nt
Organism: Portunus trituberculatus (swimming crab)
Lineage: Eukaryota; Metazoa; Arthropoda; Malacostraca; Decapoda; Portunidae
Product: cell wall integrity and stress response component 3-like
Exons: 6
Coding region: 16-1041 (341 amino acids)
Source: RefSeq, a predicted model, not a curated record